Molecule: messenger RNA, 5280 nt
Organism: Trachymyrmex septentrionalis
Lineage: Eukaryota; Metazoa; Arthropoda; Insecta; Hymenoptera; Formicidae
Exons: 1
Coding region: 1-5280 (1759 amino acids)
Biological process (GO): DNA integration
Molecular function (GO): nucleic acid binding
Source: RefSeq, a predicted model, not a curated record
AUGGAAGAGACUGACAAGUCGAAAGGUCCUCGGACUAGAACGCAGGGUGCAAUUAAUCCACUGUUGAAUGUGCAAAGGUCAAAUUUGGAUUCUUUCUACCGCAUGUGUGCAUCUGUGAAUAAAUUGCCCACUUCUCCGUCGCCAACGACGAUUGAAAGGAAACUCCAGUCGAUGGGAACAUUUUUUGAAAAUUGUCGUAAGAUUCACAAUGACCUUAUAAUCCAAACAGACGAUGAGGUGACUCAUUAUAUUAGUGCUGAUGAAUUUGGCAUCGCCGAAUCACGAUAUUUGGAGGUGAUCGACUUCUUGACAAGCCUGCAGGACAAGUUGGCCGCAAUCUCAUCUACUUCAUUCUCCACCACUACCAGUGCAUUUCAGCCCACUCCGCAGCGAUGCAACUUAGAGAAAAUUACGCUUCCCAUGUUCGAUGGUGAUUAUAAAGACUGGACUCAGUUCAAGGACCUGUUUGAAGCGCUUGUAUUACGUGAGACUACCUUAACAAAUGUACAAAAAUUAUAUUAUUUAAAAACCAGCCUCUCUGGUUCAGCCUUGGCGUUGAUAAAAAAUAUCGCUGUUACAGAUGCUAAUUUUACAACCGCGUGGAAAAUUAUUUCGGAUCAUUACCAGGACAUUCAAAUUAUGACAUUUUCUCUGAUUUUUCGAAUGCUUAAAUUAAAACCUGUUUCGGGAGAAAAUGCUUCUGCUUUAGAGUCCUUGAUCGCGCAGACUAGAGAAAUUGUCAUGUCGUUAGAAAAUAUUGGGCAGUUUACUGCAGAUUCUAUUUUGGUGGUAAUGACUCUGCUUCGAGUCGAUCCUCAAAUACGUAAACAUUGGGAGGAAUCGAUUGGUAAACGAGAUAAUUUUCCCGCGUAUCAUGAGCUAGAAAUCUUUUUAAAAAAUAAGGUUCAUGCGUUAUCGGUCGCACAAGCUAAAUCGGGCAUUACAUUGUCUUCCGACGUACCUUUAUCUAAGGGCGGUAAAAGCAAGAACGUUGAAUCGAAGCUUACAACUCAUGUAAGUACGGCUUCACUAACAUGUUACUUAUGUUCCCAAGCACAUUCGGUUGCAAGUUGCUCAAAGUUUAAAUCCUUAACUGCAGCGGGCCGCCUAGAUUUCGUUAAAUCGCAACGUCUUUGCUUCAAUUGCCUUAGUAAAGGUCACAUUCCGUCGACCUGCAAGCGUAGAAGUAGCUGUACUAAUUGUAAGAAGAGGCAUAAUUCAUUGUUACAUGAAGCACUUGCGCAGCCGCAGUUGGAUGCUCGCAAUAAUCUAAUAGAUAAAACUGCAUCUGAGUGCAGUUCUGUGAUGACGCCUAAAUUAAAUCCCAAUGCACCUACAUUUUCUACCGCGCAUUCGGGUUGCUUGAAUUCUCAAUUAAAUAGAGCCGCUCUAAUUGCUACUGCGUGGGUGCGAGUGCGCACAACUGCGGGAAACGAACAAUGUUUACGAGCCAUAAUUGAUUCGGGAUCGGAGUGUUCGUUACUUUCCGAGAGGGGCUCUCAACUAUUGCGGGUACCUCGCUCGGAGUGUUCGGCGUCGAUUUCCGGGGUCGGCGCCACUGUCUCCGGAGUGGUCAAACAUGCAGCUCGAAUUCAGGUGUUACCGCCGGAUUACACGGGUGAUCCUAUCUUUGUAGAAGUAUUAAUUUUACCAAAACUAUCUAGUUAUGCACCACGUCGGUAUGUAAAGUCGAGUCAUUGGCCACAGCUAAGUCAAUUGCAGUUAGCCGAUCCUGAUCCAUGUGGUAAUCAUCCAAUUGACUUGAUACUUGGUGUUGAUUGUUAUGAUAAACUAGUUUACGCUGAUCGAUUUAAGUUCCCGGGUGGACCUUCAGCUAUCCGUUCGGUAUUUGGAUGGUUAUUACGGGGUCCUAUAGAGGACGCAGCCGCUAGUCAUCACGUUUCCGUGACGUCGUUACACGUCACCUUUAAUAAUGAUUUAAUUCGAGCUGUAGAACGCUUUUGGGAAGUGGAAGAAAUUCCCCAUCAAACGCAUUUAACGGAGGAGGAAAAUUAUUGCGAAAGGUUGUUUGUCGAAACCACGACCCGUGAUCAAGACGGAAGGUUUACGGUCGCGUUACCUUUUAAAACCCCUCCUCCUCUGAAUCUUGGAAAUUCCUUAAAAGUGGCACAAGCCCUGUUCAUCAGAAUGGAGCGCCGGCUGGAUCGCGAUCCGGAGUUAAAAGCCGAGUAUUCUAAUUUUUUAAACGAAUAUGAGCAACUCGGUCAUAUGUGUCCGUAUGCCCCCUCUUCGCAGGGUGAGGAAGUUUAUUAUAUACCUCAUCAUCCCGUUAUAAAACCGUCGAGCUCGUCUACAAAGGUACGAGUCGUAUUUAACGCGUCGGCUAGAACGGAUAUUGGUAAGUCUCUGAACUCUACCCUCCUUGUGGGCCCUAAAUUACAGCAGGAUUUACCGGCCAUUAUAUUACGUUGGCGUCAACAUAAAUUUGUCUGCUCCGCCGAUAUUACAAAGAUGUUUCGGCAAAUUCGAAUACGAGAGGAAGAUACUAAAUUUCAAUUAGUCUUGCAUCGAUCUCCCUCGACCCAUGAAGUGACAUCUUAUCGGUUGCUAACAGUAACAUAUGGAACCACCUCUGCUCCUUACCUAGCUCAGCGGACCUUAAUUCAGCUUGCGGAUGACGAAAAAGCUAACUAUCCAUUGGCGAGUGCCAUUGUCAUCGAGAAUACCUUUAUGGAUGACACCUUUUUCGGAUGUUCAUCGAUUAACGGUUGCCGGGAACUAAGAAAUCAGCUCAUUUCCUUAUUUGGUCGUGGAGCCUUUUCUUUGCAUAAGUGGACCUCCAAUGCUCCUGAGUUAUUGGCAGAUUUACCGAGUAAUUUAAUUGAGAAUUCUCAAAACAUAGCACUUCAAGAGGACUCCUAUGUAAAGGUUCUAGGAAUUUAUUGGGAUCCCGCUCGUGAUGUUUUUGCCUUUCGCGUUGAUCCUGAAAUUCCUCAGUGUCUUAAUAAAAGAACCUUUUUAUCAUUUCUUGCAAAAUGCUAUGAUCCCUUAGGGUGGUUAGCUCCGGUCAUUGUUGCAGGUAAAAUAUUAAUGCAACAAAUUUGGACACUAUCAAUUGCUUGGGAUAGUAAGUUGCCUGAUCCAAUCUUCCAUGAUUGUCUCUCAUUCUGUGAGGAUUUGCAAAAUUUAGCGCAAGCUCAUUUGCCCCGCUGGCUCCAAAUCUGCACCGUUACAUGCCACGUCGAGCUUCACGGUUUUGCCGAUGCCUCAAAGAAGGCCUAUGCUGGAGUGAUCUACUUGCGAGUGGUUCGAGAGGGAACAAGCGAAACAUUUCUUCUCACCAGCAAAACCAAGGUGGCUCCACUUAAAAUUUUGUCCAUUCCGCGGCUCGAACUAAACGCGGCGGAAUUAUUAUCACGACUUUUAAAGUGGGUUGCUUCCGCUUUACGCUUGAAUUGUGAUAUUCCGAUGUAUGCGUGGUCAGACUCCACCGUAGCCCUUGCGUGGAUCCGAAGCCCUCCAUCAAAUUGGAAAACUUUUGUGGCAAAUAGAGUAUCGGCCAUUCAAUGUCGAUGUCCUACAGUUCAGUGGCGCCAUGUUCCGUCCGAAGAUAAUCCAGCGGAUCUAGCUUCUCGUGGGCUACGCGCUUCCGAUUUGAUAAAUAAUACUCUUUGGUGGCAUGGCCCUCCCUGGCUCGUCUCGGGAGACUGGCCAUCUCUGGAACCAUCCGGAAAUGAGGAAAUUAUUGAAUUGGAAAAUUGCAAAAAGAGCGUACACGUAACUUGUAGUCAGGAUUGGGAGUUAGCUUCUCGGUUUUCUGAUUGGGGUAAACUAAUUCGAGUUACAAGCUUAGUUUUACGAUUUAUUUCUCGACUUCGCCGACAAGACGGCAAGGAGAUCAGUCCCCUUACUUGGAAAACCCAUGCCAAGAACCUUUGGAUUAAAUAUAUGCAAUCUCAGACCUUUGAAAAGGAACUGGAACUUCUAAAAAGGGGUGAAAAGCUUCCCCGCUCUAGUGUUUUGGCAACUAUGAAUCCCUAUUUGGAUAAGGAAGGGAUUAUUCGCAUGCAAGGACGAUUGCAGCAUUCUCCACUGAAUUUUAAACAAAAAUUUCCGAUCAUCCUGGCUAAUUGUCCAUUAGUGGUUCUCCUGGUUCGGCACGCUCACCUUCGCUCCUUGCACGGUAACAAUGCAUUAACCGCGCGCCUUUUACGUGAAGAGUCGUGGAUUAUUAGGUCCAAGUUAAUUAUACGUUCGGUCAUUAAUAAUUGUGUGAUUUGCACGAGAUAUAGGGCGAACUUAGGUCAACAACAGAUGGCACCCCUUCCCUCCAUACGGUUUCGUUGUGAGCGUCCAUUUUGCAGUGUGGGUAUCGAUUACGCUGGGCCUCUAUUGGCCAGGGCACUGCCUGGUAGAGGACAUCACUCGAGGAAAAUGUAUAUCGCAGUCUUCGUUUGUAUGACUACACGUGCAAUACAUAUAGAGUUGGUACAUGACCUUACGACUAACGCAUUUCUUGAUGCUUUUCGUCGCUUCAUCUCACGGCGUGGGGUUCCUGCCCAGCUUUUAAGCGAUAAUGGCACCAAUUUCCAAGGGGGUCAAGCCGAAUUAGCUAAAAAAUUUCGUUCGGCUCUACGAAAUCCGGCUGUGGAAGCUAAGAUGUUGGAGUACGAAAUAGAAUGGCGCUUUAUUCCGCCCUCUUCGCCCCAUUUUGGAGGAAUGUGGGAGGCCGGAGUAAAAUCCAUAAAGUACCAUCUUCGUCGCAUCGUAGGAACUCACACGCUAACGAUUUCGGAAUUAGAAACAUUAUUAUGUCAAAUCGAGGCAUGCGUUAACUCGCGUCCUAUCGCCGGUUUCUCAAACGACUGUGAUGAUUUGAGUUAUUUGACCCCGGGUCAUUUUUUAGUCGGUGCUCCACUUCUGUCAUUGCCUGAACCUUAUAUUCCUUCGGCCAUUUCCACUAGUCUGAAGCGUUAUCAUCUCGUCCAACGCAUGCGAGAUCGCUUCUGGAAGGUGUGGCAAUUAGAUUAUAUAAACACUCUACAAAAGCGUUCUAAAUGGCGAUUAGCCCAUCCGAAUUUUAGGGUCGGAGACCUCGUCCUUAUUAAGAAUGACAACUUACCGCCCUCGCGUUGGGCAUUAGGUAGAAUUACCAAAUGCAUUCCUGGUAAGGACGGAUUAGUCCGCGUCUGCGAAAUAAAGAGCGCAUCCUCGUCGUUUUUGCGGUCCAUCCAUAAAUUGUGCCCUCUUCCGGUUAAUGCGAUGGACGAUAGUCCCACGGCGGGCGGGACUAUCUCGACAACUAACAUUAAGCGUUAA